This is a messenger RNA of Sorex fumeus (smoky shrew), 1732 nucleotides long. It is a transcript of the gene GDF9, whose product is annotated as growth differentiation factor 9. Gene Ontology annotation, biological process: SMAD protein signal transduction; BMP signaling pathway. Gene Ontology annotation, cellular component: extracellular region. Gene Ontology annotation, molecular function: cytokine activity; growth factor activity. Lineage: Eukaryota; Metazoa; Chordata; Mammalia; Eulipotyphla; Soricidae. The transcript has 2 exons. The coding region runs from base 236 to 1576 and encodes 446 amino acids. The record is from RefSeq and is a predicted model, not a curated record.
GAGAAAAAUUAGGUAAAACUAAUGAAGAUAAAUUGGAUAAUUAGGGUUUCCCAGCUGCUUGAUAUACACCUGAUAAAAGCAAUCUCUUCAGGUAGGCCUUCUUGAGAUCUGAUUACAGAAUUACCCGCAAUCCACCCACACACCUAAAUUUUAUUUAAGAAACCAAGCCAAGCUCUUUCUGACUUUUCGGGAAAAGGAGAUGGGGAAAUGUGUUUCUCUCUAGUUCUUCCAAGCCAUGGCGCUUCCACACAGAUUUCUUUGGUUUGGCUGCGUGGCUUGGCUGUGUUUUCCUAUUAUUCUUGGUUCUCGGGCAUCCAGGGUUGAGGCGCAGAUUGCGAAUAGCGCCGAGUUGGAAUCUGGGGCUGCGCCUUGGUCUUUGCUGCAGCCGCUAGAUGGGAGAGAGAGACCCGGCCUCCUUCCCCCUCUCUUCAAGGUUCUCUAUGAUGAGCAAGGUGGGACCCCCAGGCUGCAGCCUGAUUCCCGGGCUUUGCGCUACAUGAAGAGGCUCUAUAAGGCAUACGCAACCAAAGAAGGGAUCCCCAAAUCCAACAGAAGUCACCUCUACAACACUGUCCGGCUUUUCACCCCCUGUGCCCAGCACAAGCAGUCUCCUGGAGACCAGGUAACAGGAAGCCUUUCAUCCGUGGACCUGCUGUUUAACCUGGAUCGUGUGAGUGCCGUUGAACACUUACUGAAAUCAGUCUUGCUCUACACGUUUAACAACUCCCUGUCUUUUCCCUCUACUGCUAAAUGUAUGUGCAACUUGGUAAUAAAAGAGCCAGAAUUUCUUCUCAAGUCUCUUCCAAGAGUUACUUUUAACUCCCAGCUUGAAUUUCAGAAGAAGCACAAAUGGCUCGAGAUGGAUGUGACCAGUCUCCUUCAACCGUUCGUGGCCUCCAACAAGAGAAGCAUUCUCAUGGCCGUGAACUUGACUUGCAUGAAAGAGCAGCCACAGUCUUCAGCCCAGGACGGCACAUGGAACUUGCCUCUUCUGGUGCGCCCCUCAUUGCUUUUGUAUCUGAAUGACACAAGCACCCAGGCUUAUCACAGGUGGUAUUCCGUCCACUCACAGAGGAGACCUGCCCAGUGUCGCCACCACAAGAGAGGUCUGCCUGCCCAUCACCGCAUGGAGCCCGCUGUGGUUUCAAGGUCUUCCCGUGCCCGAAGGGAUCAAAAAACUGGCAGCUCAGAGUUAAAGAAGCCUCUGGUUCCAACUUCCUUGAACCUCAGUGAAUAUUUCAAACAGUUCCUUUUUCCCCAAAAUGAGUGCGAGCUCCAUGACUUUAGACUUAGCUUUAGUCAGCUGAAAUGGGACAACUGGAUUGUGGCCCCACACAGGUACAACCCACGGUACUGUAAAGGGGACUGUCCAAGGGCAGUCGGGCAUCGGUAUGGUUCUCCAGUUCACACCAUGGUACAGAAUAUCAUUUAUGAGAAGCUUGACUCCUCGGUGCCCAAACCAUCAUGUGUGCCAGCCAAAUACAGCCCCUUGAGUGUUUUGACUAUUGAGCCCGAUGGCUCAAUUGCUUAUAAAGAAUAUGAAGAUAUGAUAGCCACAAAAUGCACCUGCCGUUAGCCUGUGGUCCUCUAACCUGAAGCCUGGAGUCUCAUGGGCAAAGUCAGUGCCACAUUCCCCUCUCUGCUUCAAGAGACAGACCUGUGUGCCUUUCUCUAAGUGUAAAUGGCAGAAGAGCUGUACAAGCAGGACCAUAUGAAGAGUAGCUUUUUCUGU